Messenger RNA from Paramecium sonneborni, 1452 nucleotides. Lineage: Eukaryota; Ciliophora; Oligohymenophorea; Peniculida; Parameciidae. The record is from the annotation of a GenBank genome assembly.
AUGAUAAUAUUAUAUGCUCUAAUUUUAGUUUAAAGCAUUUUAGCUUCUUCAAUUCAGCUUAAUGAACGUAAAUAUUUUUAAGAUGAGAAUGGAGCUAUCAGAAUUUUUCAUGGAUUUAAUGUAGUAUAUAAAUAAGCCCCUUAUAUCCCAAAAAUAGAGGGGUUUGAUUAUAUGGAGACCUUUAGUGAGGAAGAUUGUAAAAUUAUCAGCGAUAAUGGUUUUAAUGUGAUUAGACUUCACGUUUCAUUUGAAGGAGCAAUGCCUAAGAGAGGAGAAUUGGAUGAAUAGUAUUUAGAUAAGAUUUUGAUGAUUGUAAGAAUGGCUGCAAAAUAUAAUAUAUAUGUUAUUUUGGAUGCUCAUCAAGAUUUAUUUAAUCGUUAAUUUUGUGGAAAUGGAUUUCCUGAUUGGGCAACUUAAAAAAUAGAUUUUCCAUCACCUACAAAUAUUCAAAUGAGAUUUGAUUCACAAAAUUAUCCAUUAUUAGAAGAUUGUUAUAAGUAAAAAUUUGCUUUAUAUUAUUCUUCAAAUGAUAUUGGAAAACAUUUUGAAAUGCUUUAUGAAAAUCAGAAUGGAUUAGCAGAUUUUUUUGGUUAAUUUUGGUAAAGAAUAGCAGAAAAAAGCAAAAAUGAAUGGAAUGUUAUUGGUUAUGAAAUUUUAAAUGAACCAUCCCCAGGAAAUUAUUAAAAAGGCAAAGUUGACUUCUUUUGGCCAGGAUAUGCAAAUAAAAAAUAUUUAGUAUCAUUUUAUAAAUUGAUCCAUAAUUAUAUAAGAAAGGUCGAUAACGAAAAAAUAAUAUUUUUUGAAUCUGAUUUUUUAGAUGUAUUAGGAGCUGGUUUUGAUUAAAAUAUAGGUGGAAUUGAAUAUUAAAAUAAAGAAGUCUUUAGUUACCAUGUUUAUUGUGGUAUAGAAAAAAUUUCUUCUUGGAGUUGUAAUAGAAUUAAUUCUUUACUUUAUUACCUUAAGAUGAGAAACGUUUAAAAACUUAAAAUAGGAGGUUUUUUAACAGAGUUUGGAGCUGUUGGAAACGAUGAAUCAUCAAAAGACAUACUUGAUUUUAUUCUUGAUAAAGCUGAUUAUUACUAAUAAUCUUGGACUUAUUGGUAAUAUAAAGGAUAUAAUGAUCAUACAACUAUGUCAACUAUGUAUGAAGAAGGACUCUUUAAUGAAGAUGGAUCAUUUUAAAAUCUAAAAUUUAAUGCUUUAAGAAGACCUUAUGCUUAUUAAAUUUGUGCAGAUUAUAUAGAAACUAAUUAAUAUUAUUCUGAUACUAAAGAGUUUUUUUUAACGUUUAGGACCAAGUCUGGUUGUUAAACAAAAGUCUUUAUUCCUUAACAAUUAGAUUCUUCAUUUGUUUUUGAUUAUAAAUGCAGAAAUUGUUCAUUAAUUAAAAUUGAAAAUUAGCAUUAUGAAGUUGUCGGAGAUGGCGAUAUUGAGUUAUAUUUUUAAUUAUGA